AAAUAAAUAAUAUGAGAAUCACCAAAAAGGAAAGGUCUCUUGCCACUUGGGAUGUGGCAGCUGUAGGACUACACCUGGGGCCAGCCACUGGGAGCUUGCAGCUGUCUUUCUCUUUCCUCAUUUCUCUUUUCUGAAAGCGCAGCCCUGCUCCAGACCCUUGCCAGUGGAACUGAUAUCUGUGCCACUCUUGGGGCCUCACUAUCAGGCACUGCCUGGCACAGAGCAUUGUUUUGUGUUCUGUUGUAUUGGCUGAGUAGCAGCUGGCAUCAUAGGGGAAGUCCCUGACCAAGCCCAAAGGGUAGGCGGAGGGAACGUUCCAGGGUUCUGGGCCUGCCCUUGCUGCAAACUGAAGGGAAUGAGGCCGAGCCAAGAGCAAGAGUUGGGUGCAGAGUUUGUUCAUCUUGCAAGACCAAUGCAGAAAAUCUGGGAAGAACCCUGCUGCCCGACAGCUUGGCUAAAUCCUGAGAGUUGGAGAUCUGUCCCCUCAGGUGUGCUGGCGCUGUGGGCCCUGGUGACGCACGUGAUGUACAUGCAGGAUUACUGGAGGACCUGGCUCAAGGGGCUGCGUGGCUUCUUCUUCGUGGGCGUGCUCUUCUCAGCCGUGUCCAUCGCUGCCUUCUGCACCUUCCUCACAUUGGCCAUCACCCAGCACCAGAGCUUCACAGACCCCACCAGCUACUACCUGUCCUGUGUCUGGAGCUUCAUUUCCUUCAAGUGGGCCUUCCUGCUCAGCCUCUAUGCCCACCGCUACCGGGCGGACUUUGCCGACAUCAGCAUCCUGAGUGACUUCUGACCCAGGGAGUAAGGUCACUGUGGCCUGGGGUCCUCAGGACCUGAACUUAGCCUCUGAGACAUGCCAUGGGCCUGCUCCCAGCCCCUGGAGACCCCAGAACUGUGGGAAGAAAAUACACAGCUGGACAGGUGUGGUUUCCCAGGAAUCUGUCUGAUCCCCUUUCGGGUGCAGUGGAAACGGUGUCCAUCUGUGUUGCCCAUCGGCCUGGCUGGAGGGCAGCUUCAGCCCUUUCCACACUGAUCUAUUUUCUUAGCACUCAGUGAGAAAUCUUUGUAAGUAGGGCCUGGGCAACAAAGUCAGGGGGUUCAGGGGUCUGGUGGUGAGGCCUUGAUCUGUGCAGGAGCGGGUGGUCUGCGCCCUGCUGCCCAGGCUCUUGCUGAGGCUGGGCUGGGAAGCUGGGCACUCAGGUCAAAUGAGAAAUCUUUGCUAGAGACCCUCCACCCCAAGUCCUCAGCACCCCCAACCUGUUGUCUCUGGGGCGGGUCCGGUUUAGGUGUCAUCAGUCUUAGGUGACAUUCCCCAAGGCCUGGGGGCUGAGUGGACAGUUCAGCACCCCUGCCCCCACCCUUCUACCAGAGCUGGUCUCCCAUGAGUGUGUUCCAGCCAGCUGCCAUUCCUCUGUCACACACAUCUACACAGUCCAGAGCAGGGUUCUGCAAAUGAGGAAACGAAGGGCCGUGUGCCUCUGCCCCACCAAAGGAGCCCUAUGGGUACUCUUUCCCUGUCAGCCCUGCACCUCUUCACUGUCCCUGGCAUCCUGCUCCCACCCUACUCACUGCCCUCUUCUAACUGCCCACAUGCUGGCCUGCAGGCUCACCUCGCUCGGAGGAAGGGCUCCCCGUACAUGUAUCUUUACAUGUAUGUUAGGUUGCAUUCUGCACAUUUACUCCUUUUCCACCCAGUUCUCUGCCUUAUUUGUGUCACUGUCACUUUAGCAGAAAUACAGCAGUCAUUUAUAUCUGACCGCCUCUGGUUGUUUCCUGUGGGUGGGCAUUUUGGCAGUGGGGUCAGGGGUGUGGUGGGAGUGAUGGGUGGGGAGAGAUGGUGGCAUAGUUCUCUAGCAACCUGAGAAAACUGUUCUCCAAAGCUUUGUUCUGGGGGGCAGGGGCAGGGGCAGCGUCUCCAGCUUGGGGGAUCUAUGACUCUCACCUUCUAGGCAUAGGAGAACCACAGCUCAGCUGUCCUAGCACCCCUCCACCCCAGCCAGGCAAGGAUGCCCAAGGUGCAGCCUCUGCCGGCCCUGCAGAGUUGCUCUCCACCUGCAAGAAUGAGGCCGAUGGGAAAGGGCCGAGCUUGUCUUCCCUCCACUCUUACCAGGCUGCUCUGGGCUUGGGGCCAGAAGGGCAGGUGCUGGUAGUGCCGGGGCCUCCCUCUGGUAACCCAGCAUGGGCUUGUCCUGGCUUGUUGCCUCUCCCAUUCUUUCAUCCUAGCUCAGUGUAUGCUUAAGAAGCCUCAGUGUAUUCAAGCAGGAAGGAGCCAGAAACAAUAUCUAAUUCUGGCACUUUUUACUGAUAAACAGAAGCUCCGGGAGGUGUCGGACUUAGCUGAGCUCCCAGCUGGGAUUUAAACUCAGGUGUGUCUGCUUCAUGAGCCUUUGGGAGACAGACCUUGGCAAGCUGCAUCAGACCUAUGUCCCAGCAGGGCCCGCCUUCUGUGGGUUCACCCCAGGGCUGUCCCCUCUUUCUCUCAGCAGGGUGGGACAGCAACACUGAGUUCAUAGUGGCAGCCAUGCAAGGAAGGGUAAGGGCUGGAGGGGCCCUGAGCCCUGCCAGACCCUGUUCCCCCUCAGCCCUGUGCUGUGGGCUCACCCUCUGAUAGCACACCACUCAUAUGCAGGAGGCCCUUUCCCAGACAUUAAAGCAAAUAAAACAUUUAUUAUUCA
Fukomys damarensis (Damara mole-rat) is the source of this 2675-nucleotide messenger RNA. It is a transcript of the gene Slc48a1, whose product is annotated as solute carrier family 48 member 1. Gene Ontology annotation, biological process: heme transport. Gene Ontology annotation, cellular component: plasma membrane; lysosomal membrane. The record is from RefSeq and is a predicted model, not a curated record. Gene Ontology annotation, molecular function: heme binding; heme transmembrane transporter activity. NCBI's taxonomy places the organism in Eukaryota, Metazoa, Chordata, Mammalia, Rodentia, Bathyergidae. The coding region runs from base 356 to 793 and encodes 145 amino acids. The transcript has 3 exons.